This is a messenger RNA of Effrenium voratum, 1508 nucleotides long. Lineage: Eukaryota; Dinophyceae; Suessiales; Symbiodiniaceae. The record is from the annotation of a GenBank genome assembly.
GAUUGGGAACACGAGCAACGCCUCUUCGGCGCGGGGUUUUCCCAAAACCUCGCCAUGGCGUGUCCGACGUCGCCACGCGGGGCCAAUGGCCGGAAGCAAGCCACGGGGCGACGAGGCCGCGGCUCCCGCGUCCUUACGCCGGGCCUCCGCAGACUUGGCGCGCCUGGCGAAGGGCGAAAACUGGCCCCGGGCGCUGCACACGCUCUCCAACCUGUCCGCCGCCGGUGUGGUGUGCGACGCGGUCUGCUGGAACGCGGCCUUUGGGAGCCGCGGCGCCUCGCGCUGGCGGGCGGGGGUCUUCGGCCUGCUGCGCUCGGCCCGGGCGCAGCAGGUGCGGGCAGACGUGGUCAGCUUCAACGUCGCCACCGCGCGCGUCGGAGAGACGCCUGGCGGAUGGAGAAAGGCGCUGGCGCUGAACUGGGAGAUGCGACAGGCGGCGCUUGCUCCGGACGAGGUGAGCAUCAACAGCGGCGUCACUGCCCUGCGCGGCGCAGCGCCUGCCGAGUCCUGGCGCUGGGCGCUGAACCUUCUGAGGUGCGGCGGGAACUUGGUGACUUUGAACGCGGUGAUGGGUGUGUGUGAGAAGAGCGCUUUGUGGCUGCAGGCCGGUGCCGUGCUGGAGCUUGUGAUGCAGCCAGACCUGGUCACCUUCAGCACAGUGGCGAGCGCCAGCUUGAGAGGCCAAGCGUGGCGCCAGGCGCUGGCGGCGGAGAAGGGCGACGUGGUGGGCUUCGGGCUGGCGUUGGCCGCGGCGGGGCGCCGGGGCUGGGAAGAUGCCCAGGCCUUGAUGCAGGACCUGGGCGGCGCGCGCAUCGAGCCGAGCCUGGUGUGCCUGGGUGCGCUGCUCAGCGCUUUGGAGUCGAGCUGCGUGUGGCGGAGGGCGCUGGGCGCUUUGAGGCGUGGGCCGGAGGCGCCUCCUCCGGCGGCCAGCGCGGUGUGCCUGGGCGCGGCCUCCACGGCCUGCGCACGAACCGCGCAGUGGCGCGAAGGCCUACGACUGGCGAGCGGUCCUUUCGCCGACCUGGUGACCUUCAGCAGCGCCAUCAGCGCCUGCGACGCGGGGAAGCGCUGGGUGCAAGCGCUGCGCUGCUUGAGGGCGGCGGGUCGCCACACGGACCUCGUGAGCCACAACACGGCGCUCAGCGCCUGCGGCCGCGCCUGGCGUGCGGCGCUGCGCACGCUGCGAGCCAUGCCGGGCCGGCGCUUCACCCCCGACGGCCUCAGCCUCGCCGCGGCAAGCAGCGCCGCGGCGAGCCGCACGGGGGCUUGGGCCUGGGCCCUGCGCCUGGCCGCGGAGGGUGGCAACGUGGUGUGCUACGCCUCCGCCCUGGACGCGGCCGUCGCCUCCGCCUCCGCCUCGGAGUGCUCGGCGCUGUUCGCGCUGCCCCAAUUGCUGCGGCGGCUGGCGAGCGCGGGCGUGGAAGCGGUGAGAGGCGUGUAGGUGGCAAUAGCAGCCCAAAACGGGCCACGAAUCUGCAGCCCAAGGCCUUGACUGCUAUUGGGUUGGA